AUGAAUGAUAAUGAUAGCAUCUCUUUAAUUAAUAGUUCAAUAUAAACUAGUAUAGAUAUUUACUAUUUAAAGUUAAGUAGAAUAUAAUAUUGAUAGAUAAUACUGAGAUAAAGAAAUAAUAAAAUAAGGAAUAAUAUGUGAAAGCAUUAGAUAGAAUACUUUUAUUACUUUAGCAACAUAAAUUUACUAAAACUAAAUUAUCAUUGGCAAAACCUGAAGUUGAAAUAAAGGGAGCUAGAAGUAUUUGGCUAAAUUACUCAAAAAUAUGUAAUUAGAUGAAAAUGAACUCUGUGUUUGUAAAUUAAUAUUUCAAAGCAUAAUUUUAUGCUUAAUUGUAUUAAAAAAAUAAUAAUUUAGGUUAAUCAAAAAUCAAAAAAUGAUUAUAAUUGGAUAAAGAAUUAAAAGUAAAGUACUUGAAUCUUACCUUAUUGAUUUUUUAAGUAUUCAUAUAUUUCUAAAAGUAGAAUAAUACUUGAUUUGUUAAUAAUGUAAAAUGGCAGAGACAAAAUUAGUGAAAAAUCGAAAAACCAAACUAAUAAGUAAAGAAUGUAAAGUUUGUAAAGCUACUUGCACUGUGGACGAAUCAAAAUUUAAAUAUUUUAAAUUUCCUUGA
Paramecium sonneborni is the source of this 613-nucleotide messenger RNA. The record is from the annotation of a GenBank genome assembly. Lineage: Eukaryota; Ciliophora; Oligohymenophorea; Peniculida; Parameciidae.